UUGCAGUUUGAGUCGGUCACUCGCAGAGGAGUGUGUGCAUUUGAGUGUGUGCUCUUUAUCUGGAUCUGCUCCACGGCUUUCCACGGGCCACGUCACGUCACGGAGGGGGAAGAAACAGAUUCCUGAGCUCUGCUCGAGUUUCCUGCGAUCACAUCCUCAGAUCCACAUCUACAGCGGACCAGACGCCGCGCUUUCCCCACUACAACACACUAAACCGGCUUUUCUUACAAAAAUGAUGUUUCGAUGUUUCCCCGUGCUUUUCCUCCUGGCUGUGGUGUGCUGUCAUGCCGAGGAGGCUCAGAGCAAAUCAAAGGUGUGUGCGAAUGUGUUCUGUGGCGCUGGAAGAGAGUGUGCCGUGAACGAGAAAGGAGACCCCAGCUGUCUGUGCAUUGAGCAAUGCAAACCUCAUAAGCGCUCAGUGUGUGGCAGUAAUGGAAAAACGUACCGUAACCACUGCGAACUGCACCGUGACGCCUGUCUUACUGGACUCAAGAUCCAAGUGGCCCAUGAAGGACACUGCAAAGAGAAGAAGAAGGAGAAGGCUGCAGCCAGCCCAGUUGUGUGUUACGUUGCGGAUCGUAACGAGCUGCGCAGACGUGUGAUCGACUGGCUGCAGACAGAGGUUGUUCCAGACGGCUGGUUCACUAAGGGCUCCAACUUCACUGAUAUCCUCCUCAAGUACUUCAAGAAUUAUGAUAACGGAGACACUCAGCUGGAUUCUUCAGAGCUGCUCAAGUUCAUUCAGCACAAUGGGACCGCCGUUCAGAUGAACUCGUACGUUGAAGAGGAGAACAACCGUCUACUCAGGAGUCUUUGUGUGGACGCUCUUAUCGAGCUCUCAGAUGAGAAUGCCGACUGGAAACUGAGCUUUGAUGAGUUCCUCAACUGCCUGAAACCAGGCUUCAACCCUCCUGAGAAGAAAUGUGCUCUGGAAGAUGAGACCUAUGAGGACGGCGCCGAGACACAGGUGGAGUGCAACCGCUGCGUCUGCGCGUGUGGAAACUGGGUCUGCACCGCCAUGACCUGUGAUGAGAAAAGCCCAGUUAUUGACACUAAUGGGGAUGAGGAGAUGACUGAAGAGGAGUGGACCCGUCGUGUGGCUGAACUCAACAAGCAUCAGGAGACUGUGGAGAAGAUGAAGAGCAGCACAAAGGAGGUCUAAAACAGGACAGAGAGAGACAAGAGGAGGGAGAAGAUGUGGACGAAUUCCUCUCCUACUGAUCACAAUCAGGAUUCCUGAGAUUACGUACUGUUAUUGGAAGAAUCACAGUAUUUUCAAUAAAUAGGUUAUUACUUUUAUUGCUAUAUGAACUGCAUCUACUCUCUGGUUAAUGUGCUUUUCAUUGCGGUUGUAUUUUUCUACAUAUUUCAUUAGCUUUUCAUUCUUUUGUAUGUUCAUAUGUCUUCGAGUGCUGUAAACUGUUUGAUUGUGUCACUCCAAACGAUGCCGAAGAGGCCCCAGCACUUUGUUAUGGGGGCCCUUGUUUUAUUCACUAUUGUUUGAUUUUAUGUACCAUUCUUUAUACCAUUUAUUUGUUUGUCUGUCUACAGUUAUAUGUGGAAAUGUUUAUUUUUUAUUUUAUUGAGACAAUGGCAAUAGAAGAAGAAAGAAGAAUAAGAAAGGGUUUCGAGAGUGAUGCCGAGAGAGCAAAACAACACGGGUUCAUCCAUCAAACUGUGACUUCAGAGCUUCAGAACUAGAGAUAUCCCUCAGUCAGAUGGUAGAUAGUCAUGCUAAAACAACAACAACAAACUAGUGAAAGCUCGCUUGACAGAUAAAAAAAUGUGACUUGAAAGAAGCUCGCUCUCUCUUUCACUCUCAUCACGAACGCAGUCAUAGUCUUGAGACCUUUCGUAAAGGUGCUAAUGUUAGAAUUCCUCGGUUUGCGGCUUUGCUCUUAUGCAUUAGAUGGUAGAUACGCUCAUUACACACUAGAAGCAGUGUGGCUCAGUAAAGUAGAGAGGCAAUAUCUUUGAAUUUUUAUUUUAUUAC
This is a messenger RNA of Rhinichthys klamathensis goyatoka, 1993 nucleotides long. RefSeq names its product follistatin-like 1b (gene fstl1b). The transcript has 11 exons. The record is from RefSeq and is a predicted model, not a curated record. Lineage: Eukaryota; Metazoa; Chordata; Actinopteri; Cypriniformes; Leuciscidae. Bases 233 to 1162 code for a protein of 309 amino acids. Gene Ontology annotation, molecular function: protein binding; calcium ion binding. Gene Ontology annotation, biological process: cell differentiation; multicellular organism development; regulation of BMP signaling pathway.